Molecule: messenger RNA, 4238 nt
Organism: Sinocyclocheilus grahami
Lineage: Eukaryota; Metazoa; Chordata; Actinopteri; Cypriniformes; Cyprinidae
Exons: 11
Coding region: 117-1910 (597 amino acids)
Biological process (GO): cilium assembly
Cellular component (GO): TRAPPII protein complex
Molecular function (GO): alpha-tubulin binding
Source: RefSeq, a predicted model, not a curated record
UUGAAUGUGUUGUAGACGUCAACUGGCAGUCAACCGAAAUGGGACAAAAUAGGAUGAAUGUAAUUUUUCUUCAAUCUGGGAAGCCGUGAUAUUUAGUGAGGUGAAAGUGCGCUGUGAUGGUCAUGGUGUUAAUGAUGGAAUCGCAAUGCGAGUACUAUAUGUAUUUCCCGGCCGUCCCCAUCUCAGACCUGUCGGACCCGGCCAAAUACCGCACGCUCCCGCGUCGCAGUCACCUUUAUCUCGGGGAAACCGUGCGCUUUCUGCUGGUUUUGCGCUCUCAGAGCGUCGCGUCGGUGUCGGGAUCUGACGGCAGCGGCUCGGAGCAUCACAGCAGUCGCUCUUGGAGGGAGCUGGCUGGCUCUCUCUGCGCCGUGGCCAGCGUUAGCCCCGGCGACAACCGGCAGCGGACACAGCCUCUGUAUCACGACUACCACAGCAGCGGGGACGAGUGUGUGGAGGAUACGGACGAUUGUGAUGCUGCGGAGGUGGGCUGCGCAGGUCGAGGGGGCCCGAGGUGCCGGGGCUUCAGGGAGUGCAAGCCGCUCCUCAUUCACAACAACCCCGGCAACAGCGUGAGGGAAUUCCGCAAGGCUCCUGUACAGUCUCCUGUGGAUGAGCCAGUUGUUUUAAGCGAUGAGGUCAUCUUCCCCCUGACAGUGUCCCUGGAUAAGCUUCCUGUCAACACUCUCAAAGUGAAGAUAAUUGUAACUGUGUGGAAGCAAGAAGAGGAGAAAGCUGAGAUCCAAGAGCAUGGCUACCUCAGGAUUCUCCAACAAAAGAGCCCCUGCCAAACAUUUCGCCAGGAUCUGAACACCUUCAAAGCGCAGGUCAGCACCACACUUAAUGUUCUGCCCCCUCCGACUGUAAAGUGUCAACAAAUGACAGUCUCAGGGAGACACUUAACUGUCCUCAAAGUGUUAAAUGGGAGUUCUCAAGAGGAAGUGUGUGUGCGUGAUGUCAAAAUCCUUCCCAACUUCAAUGCUUCAUACUUACCAAUGAUGCCAGAUGGCUCGGUGCUGCUGGUGGACAACGUUUGUCAUCAAUCAGGAGAAGUUGCCAUGGCAUCAUUUUACAGAAUGGACAGUGAGUCCAGUCACCUUCCCAGCAUGCUCAGUGCUCUAGAGGAGCAGAACUUUCUCUUCCAGCUACAGCUCAAUAAUCAGCCACAAGAUGAUUCAAAUGAGGGACUAGAGGUGCCAUUAGUUGCAGUCUUACAGUGGUCCACUUCUAAAUUGCCCUUCACCAACUCUAUCUACACUCACUAUAGUCUCCCUAGUGUGAGACUGGACCGUCCGCGCUUCAUUAUGACCGCCAGCUGCCCCAGUGCUGUCAAGGCUCGUGAGCAUUUCUGGGUGCGAUAUACCCUUCUGAACAACUUGCAGGACUUCCUGGCAGUCCGACUAGUCUGGACGCCUGAAGGUCGUGGGCAGAAAGAGGAUCCUGCAGUGAAUGCAGUGGUGUGUCAUUCUCCUUUCAGUAACCUGGGUUACUGUCGAAAAGGCAGUACACUUUCCGUCAGUGUGGCUUUCCAGAUACUCCGAGCAGGUCUUUUUGAGUUGAGUCAGCACAUGAAACUGAAGCUACAGUUCACAGCGUCCGUGUCCAACCCUCCCCCUGAUGCUCGUCCUUUGUCCCGCAAGAACAGUCCGUCGAGUCCAGCGGUCAGAGAUAUUCUGGACCGACAUCAGGCCAGUCUCAGUCUGGGCCGCUCUCAGUCCUUUUCUCACCAGCAACCAUCAAAGUUUCAUCUCACAAGGACAGGCAGUGUUAUGGAGCGCAGGGCCAUCACCCCUCCCGUGGGCUCUCCUGUUGGACGGCCACUGUACCUCCCUCCAGACAGGAACAUCUUGUCACUCGACAAAAUUGCCAAGCGUGAGUGCAAGGUGCUGGUACUGGAUUCACACACCUGAAUCCAAACACACAGAGGGAGACGAAGUAGGGAUAUUUUUUAACUUUGGCAAAAUGUGUCAUGAAGUAGUGUAAAUCAAAAACGGGGUUUAAUGUCUGUCAGUUUCAGUUCAGUAUAUAGUUCUUUUGUUUUCCUUUUACCAGCAUUCAUUGUUUACAUGCUGUACAGUACGAUUAUUUUAAAUAAUUUCAAAGCAGUUUACAUGCAGCUACUGUUUUUGACAUUUUCAACAGAAGGAAUGAAAAGAAAGCAUAAACACAAACAGGGUUUUUAUGGUUUAUCCAUAGGACAUUUCACUGGAGUCAUGAAGUUCUGAGACUUGUGUUACAUACAAGUUAAAAUAUUGUAUUGAUGGCUGUUUAUGGAGAAUGGAUGGUUAUGGUUAGUCAUACCCAGGCGUGCUUGUUUAUUUAAUGGUUUGGCUAAUUUGGUAAUGUUUUCAGCUACAAAUUAAUCUAGCACUCUAUUAAAAACAUUUUGCUAUGUUUAAAUCUAUUCUGUAAAUUUGGCUCCCAAUAUCAGUGCAAAAAAUGAAGAAUUCAGCAGAUUCUAUCUGGGCCUAGUCAUAUCCAUUGUAAAAGCAUGCCACAUACAAAGUCAUGUUUUUUUUUGUUUACUACUUACUAUUGGAUAGGUUUUUUGAAUGUCUUUACAUUUCAUUUGUCAAUACUGCCAACAUUUCCCUUCCUAAAUUCAAUUCCUCUUUGCAUUCCUUUUUGUAAAAGUGCUUUUAUUGUUUUCCUUAAUUACUUGAAAGAUGGUUUGCAAUGUCGUGCCUGUGAGCAAUCAGACGGUUUCUUUCAUUUUCAGUCCUGAACCCUGGAAUCUUUUUGGACUGGCAUUUAUUGUACCCUGCAGUGUAACUGUAUCACCGAUAUUCCUUACUCAGUAGUUAUGUGUACGUGUUGUUAAAUUAGUAUUUAUUUAAUUCAUCAAAUUAUUUCACUGCUGUAAUGUUAACACUCCAGUUCUUCAGGCUGUUCAACUUCUACAGGUUUCACAUGUAAGCACACCAAUCAAGUCACUUCUGGUGGUGGUGGAGCUUGUGUUAUUGGCAGAUGCCAUUUUAUUUCUGCUCCUCCUUUCAUGGCUUUAGAAAUAAUCUGUCACAUUCCUGCUGCAUUGUGUGUUCUCAAAAAUGAUCUCGCCCUUCUCCCGCUAGAUGUCCAGGAACAAACUCCCAGGAAGCAUCAGGGCAGAUGCUGGUCAUACAGUAGUAUUGAUUUCUAUGCAUUUACACUGAACAUCGGACUUUAGCAGAGAGCUUGAUAUGUACAAGCCCUCAGGCUGUAGUGAUAAUCAAUAAUCAACUGGCGUAAAGCGUCACCCCAUUGUGCCAUUUAAUGGGGUUACGAUUGAUUUCUUUUAUCAAUGUUUACAUUUCUGUGCACAUGUGAGGACUACUGAUUAAUCCUUGGGACUGAAAACCCUUUUCCUUUGUUGUGGAAUGUUGCACAUGGUUUUAUAUUGUGUCCGAAUAUAGGAUCUUGAAUGUUUCAUUUUUUCAGACUGAAUUGUUUAGACAGACUACUUAUUCUGAGGAAAUGUAACAAUGAUUCAAAACCAUUUGUGGGUGUAAAUAAUACGUUUUAAUAUAAACACUGUGAUGUAUUUUAAUUUUCAAUUCAUUUCACUUGCAAUUUUGCAUAUUUGCAUCUUGGCCAGUUUUCUUGUUUUGGACUAUGUUAUUAUUUUACAUUGAAAACCUGUGAAGAAAACUUUCAUGGCACGAGUGGAUCAUUUAUUGCAGAACAAAAAGAUUUGGACUAUCAUGUUUAUUUUUUUGUAAGCACUUUAUUUAAUUUUUUGUAACUUAUUUUUUGAAAAAGAAGGAAUGCUCAAAGGACUGGUGGCUGGAUAUUAUAUUUUCCUGAACAGCAUGGUUCAAAAACAUUUGGAUUCUUUGUUUUUAGCCUCUUGACAAGGCACAUCACAGAACAAUUGUUAAUUGACAACUCUAACCACUGGAUUUACUCCCAUUCUGUAUAAAUAGCUUGAGGUUAGAAGUUAUGCAAAAGGUAUCAGUGCAUACAUAUGUUGAGUAUUGCGCUUGUAUUGUUUGUUCAGACUUUUUGUUUUGGGUUUUUUGAAUGGCCAAGAAGCUCGUCUGGUGGAAAGUCCUUGUGGAACUCAAUCAUUUAGAUAGCUGGUCAAGCAAGACAAUUUUGACUAUACUCUUCUAUGAACUUCUGCUGUGCACUUUUUUUGUUUGUUUGUUUUUAUAUGCCUUUAAUUGCUGUUUGAAGUGUUAACAAAAGUGUUCCGAGUCAUUGGAAAUGUUGUUGGUUAUUGGAGUGUUGCACUUGAACAGGUUAAAUAAAAGCAGCUA